Molecule: messenger RNA, 7708 nt
Organism: Gracilinanus agilis (Agile Gracile Mouse Opossum)
Lineage: Eukaryota; Metazoa; Chordata; Mammalia; Didelphimorphia; Didelphidae
Gene: CACNA1A
Product: calcium voltage-gated channel subunit alpha1 A
Exons: 47
Coding region: 1-6942 (2313 amino acids)
Biological process (GO): calcium ion import across plasma membrane; chemical synaptic transmission
Cellular component (GO): neuronal cell body; membrane; voltage-gated calcium channel complex
Molecular function (GO): high voltage-gated calcium channel activity
Source: RefSeq, a predicted model, not a curated record
AUGGGUGGCUUUCAUGUCUUGGAUUGCUUUAUGAGGGAAAAGGACUUCGAAGGACCCUUUGGAGUCUCAGAUUCCAGGAUUUUUAUUUUGGCAACAGUUGGCUCUGAAUUUGACCUGCGGACCCUGAGGGCAGUCCGUGUCCUUCGGCCCCUAAAGCUGGUGUCUGGAAUCCCAAGUUUACAAGUUGUUCUGAAGUCUAUCAUGAAGGCGAUGAUACCUUUGCUGCAGAUCGGCCUCCUCCUGUUUUUUGCAAUCCUUAUUUUUGCAAUCAUAGGGUUAGAAUUUUAUAUGGGAAAAUUUCAUACCACCUGCUUUGAGGAGGUGACAGACCGAGAGCCUGUCGGCAAAACUCCAUGUGGAACAGAGGAACCUGCCCGUACCUGCCCCAAUGGGACCAAAUGCAAGCCCUACUGGGAAGGACCCAAUAAUGGGAUCACUCAGUUUGAUAACAUCCUGUUUGCAGUGCUGACUGUCUUCCAGUGUAUCACCAUGGAAGGGUGGACUGACCUCCUCUACAAUAGCAAUGAUGCCUCAGGGAACACCUGGAACUGGUUGUACUUCAUCCCCCUCAUCAUCAUCGGCUCCUUUUUUAUGCUGAACCUUGUGCUGGGUGUGCUGUCUGGGGAGUUUGCCAAAGAAAGAGAGAGGGUUGAGAACCGCCGAGCUUUUCUGAAGCUGAGACGGCAACAACAGAUUGAAAGAGAGCUCAAUGGCUACAUGGAAUGGAUCUCCAAAGCAGAAGAAGUGAUACUAGCAGAAGAUGAAACAGACGGCGAGCAGAGACACCCCUUUGAUGCUCUGCGGAGAGCCACAAUAAAGAAAAGUAAGACAGACCUGCUGAACCCUGAAGAAGCUGAGGAUCAGCUGGCUGACAUGGCCUCAGUGGGUUCUCCCUUCGCCCGAGCCAGUAUUAAAAGUGCCAAGCUGGAGAACUCGACUUUUUUUCAUAAAAAGGAGAGGAGAAUGCGCUUCUAUAUCCGCCGCAUGGUCAAAACUCAGGCCUUCUACUGGACAGUUCUCAGUCUGGUAGCCCUCAACACCCUGUGUGUUGCUAUAGUUCACUACGACCAGCCAGAUUGGCUAUCUGACUUCCUCUACUAUGCAGAAUUCAUUUUCUUAGGACUCUUUAUGUCCGAAAUGUUUAUAAAAAUGUAUGGGCUUGGGACGAGGCCUUACUUCCACUCCUCCUUCAACUGCUUUGACUGUGGGGUUAUCAUCGGGAGCAUUUUUGAGGUGAUCUGGGCUGUGGUGAAACCUGGAACAUCUUUUGGGAUCAGUGUGCUACGAGCUCUCAGGUUAUUGCGUAUUUUCAAAGUCACAAAAUACUGGGCUUCUCUCAGGAACCUGGUCGUGUCUCUCCUGAACUCCAUGAAAUCCAUCAUCAGCUUGUUAUUCCUUCUCUUCCUUUUCAUCGUUGUGUUUGCCCUUUUGGGAAUGCAGCUCUUCGGAGGCCAGUUCAAUUUUGAUGAUGGGACGCCUCCUACCAAUUUUGACACUUUUCCAGCAGCAAUAAUGACAGUAUUUCAGAUCUUGACUGGAGAAGACUGGAAUGAGGUGAUGUAUGAUGGGAUCAAAUCUCAAGGGGGCGUCAAACAGGGCAUGGUGUCCUCCAUCUAUUUCAUUGUGCUGACACUCUUUGGGAACUAUACCCUUUUGAAUGUGUUCUUGGCUAUCGCGGUGGAUAACCUGGCCAACGCCCAGGAGCUCACUAAGGAUGAACAAGAGGAGGAAGAAGCGGCCAACCAGAAGCUUGCCUUACAAAAAGCAAAGGAAGUGGCAGAAGUGAGUCCUCUGUCUGCAGCCAACAUGUCCAUAGCCAUGAAAGAACAGCAGAAAAACCAAAAAUCCUCCAAAUCAGUGUGGGAGCAGAGGACGAGCGAGAUGCGGAAACAGAACCUGCUAGCUAGCCGGGAGGCUCUGUACAACGAGUUGGGGCCUGAGGAGAGGUGGAAAGUCUCCUAUGGCCGACACAUGAGACCGGACAUUAAGACUCACCUGGACAGACCCCUAGUCGUGGACCCACAGGAAAACCGCAACAAUAACACCAACAAGAGUAGACCUAGUGACCCCUCCAUGGAUCAGCGGCUCAGCCAGCAGCGUGCCGAAGACUUCCUCAGGAAACAGGCCCGUUACUAUGAUCGGUCACGAGGAGGCUACGAGCGGGCGGACUCGGGGGGUCUGGAACCCCGGAGGCAGAGGAGCAGCAGCAAAGAAGCUGACCUGAACCACGAAGGCUCCUAUGGACGAGAGCCAGAGUAUCAUCCCAAGGACCGUGAUGGGAACCAGGAUCGUGGCUUUAGGGAGGGAGACCCAGACCGUAACAAAAUGGGGGACCCCCAUCGGAGGCAUCAGCACCGGCAGGGGGGCAGCAAAGAGAGCCGGAGCGGCUCUCCUCGGACGGGUGAGGGUGACCGGGAGCCUCGGAGACACCGGGCCCACCGGCGGCCAGGCGAGGAGGGCACCGAAGACAGCAACAAGUCAGAGAGGCGGUAUCGACACCGAGAAGGGAGCCGGCCCAGCCGUGGAGGUGAUGGGGAGAACGAGCCCCCCGACGGGGACCGGCGGCGGCGACACCGGCAUGCUGCUCAGUCUACGUAUGACAAUGACCUCAAGAGGGAUGACAAGGAGAGGAGGCAUCGGCGGAGGAAAGAGAACCAAGGUUCUGGAGUUCCCGUGUCUGGCCCAAACCUGUCUACCACUCGGCCAAUCCAGCAGGAUAUGGGACGUCAGGAACCUCCAUUGGCAGAAGACAUCGAUAAUAUUAAGAACAAUAAGCUGGCCACCACAGAAUCCACCAACCCUCACAACGCCAUCCAUGCUCUCCAACCCCAGAGCCCAGCCCAGAUGGGUAAUCAUACCAACUCCCCACCCAUGCGGCCCCCACCUAAUCAGCCAGCUGGGAACCCAUCCAACCCUGGGCCCCCCAAAAACCCAGAGAACAGCCUUAUAGUCACCAACCCCAGCACCCAGAACAACCCAGCCAAGACUGCCAAGAAGCCUGAGCACACGGCGGUGGACAUCCCCCCCGCCUUUCCCCAACCUGUCAACAACACCGUUGUCCAAGUCAAUAAAAACGCCAACCCAGACCCACUGCCAAAAAAGGAGGAAGAGAAGAAAGAAGAGGAUGACUCUGGAGAAGAUGGCCCCAAGCCGAUGCCCCCCUACAGUUCCAUGUUCAUCCUAUCCACCACUAACCCCUUGCGCAGGCUGUGCCACUACAUCCUGAACCUUCGAUACUUUGAGAUGUGCAUCCUGAUGGUGAUUGCCAUGAGCAGUAUUGCCCUGGCAGCUGAAGACCCCGUGCAGCCCAACGCCCCCAGGAACAAUGUGCUGCGGUAUUUCGACUACGUCUUUACUGGCGUCUUUACCUUUGAGAUGGUGAUCAAGAUGAUCGACUUAGGGUUGGUCCUCCACCAAGGAGCCUACUUUCGGGACCUCUGGAACAUCUUAGAUUUUAUUGUGGUCAGUGGGGCUCUGGUGGCAUUUGCCUUCACUGGCAAUAGUAAAGGAAAAGAUAUCAACACCAUUAAAUCCCUUCGGGUCCUCCGGGUGCUGCGGCCUCUCAAAACCAUCAAACGACUGCCAAAACUCAAGGCCGUGUUUGACUGUGUGGUGAAUUCCCUUAAAAACGUCUUCAACAUACUCAUCGUCUAUAUGCUCUUCAUGUUCAUCUUUGCUGUGGUGGCUGUACAGCUCUUCAAGGGCAAGUUCUUCCACUGUACAGAUGAGUCCAAGGAGUUUGAGAAAGACUGCCGGGGCAAGUAUCUCCUGUAUGAGAAAAAUGAGGUGAAAGCCAGGGAUCGAGAAUGGAAGAAGUAUGAGUUUCAUUACGACAACGUGCUGUGGGCUUUGCUGACCCUUUUCACCGUGUCCACCGGAGAAGGCUGGCCACAGGUUCUCAAACACUCAGUGGAUGCAACUUUUGAGAACCAGGGUCCCAGCCCUGGGUACCGGAUGGAGAUGUCUAUCUUCUAUGUCGUCUACUUUGUGGUGUUUCCAUUCUUCUUUGUGAACAUUUUUGUGGCCUUGAUCAUCAUCACCUUCCAGGAGCAGGGAGACAAGAUGAUGGAAGAGUACAGCCUCGAGAAGAAUGAGAGGGCAUGCAUAGACUUUGCCAUCAGCGCCAAACCCCUGACGAGGCACAUGCCUCAGAACAAGCAGAGUUUCCAGUACCGCAUGUGGCAGUUUGUGGUGUCCCCUCCCUUUGAAUAUACAAUCAUGGCCAUGAUAGCCCUCAACACCAUUGUACUCAUGAUGAAGUUUGAUGGCGCCACAACUGCUUAUGACAAUGCACUGAGGGUGUUCAACAUAGUCUUCACGUCCCUGUUUUCUUUGGAGUGUAUCCUGAAAAUCAUGGCCUUUGGGAUCCUGAAUUAUUUCCGGGAUGCCUGGAAUAUCUUUGAUUUUGUGACAGUUCUGGGCAGUAUCACUGAUAUUUUAGUGACCGAAUUUGGGGAGACGAACAACUUUAUCAACCUCAGCUUCCUCCGCCUCUUCCGGGCCGCCCGCCUCAUCAAGCUACUUCGACAGGGUUAUACCAUUCGCAUCCUCCUCUGGACCUUUGUACAGUCCUUCAAGGCUCUCCCCUAUGUCUGCCUUCUGAUCGCCAUGCUUUUCUUCAUCUAUGCCAUCAUAGGGAUGCAGGUGUUUGGGAACAUUGGCAUCGAUGUGGAAGAAGAAGACAGUGACAACGAUGAUUUCCAAAUCACGGAGCACAACAACUUUCGCACCUUCUUCCAGGCACUGAUGCUCCUCUUCAGGAGUGCCACAGGUGAAGCCUGGCAUAACAUUAUGCUGUCCUGCCUCAGCGGGAAACCCUGCGAUAAGAACUCGGGCAUCAGGGAGCCCGAGUGUGGGAACGAGUUUGCCUAUUUUUAUUUUGUGUCUUUCAUCUUCCUCUGUUCCUUUCUGAUGCUGAACCUAUUUGUGGCUGUCAUCAUGGACAAUUUUGAGUAUCUCACCCGAGACUCUUCCAUCCUGGGCCCCCACCACCUGGAUGAGUAUGUGCGUGUCUGGGCCGAAUAUGAUCCCGCAGCUUGGGGCCGCAUGGCUUACCCGGACAUGUAUGAGAUGCUCAGACACAUGUCUCCACCCCUGGGUUUGGGGAAGAAGUGUCCAGCCCGAGUUGCUUAUAAGAGACUUCUGCGAAUGGAUUUGCCUGUUGCAGAUGACAACACAGUUCAUUUCAACUCUACUCUCAUGGCCCUGAUCCGGACAGCCCUAGACAUUAAAAUUGCCAAAGGGGGAGCAGACAAACAACAGAUGGAUGCUGAGUUACGGAAGGAGAUGAUGGCCAUUUGGCCCAAUCUUUCACAAAAGACACUUGACCUUCUCGUCACCCCCCACAAAUCCACAGACCUGACGGUGGGAAAGAUAUAUGCAGCCAUGAUGAUCAUGGAAUAUUACCGACAGAGCAAGGCAAAGAAGUUACAGGCCCUGAGAGAGGAGCAGAACCGGACACCACUGAUGUUCCAGCGCAUGGAGCCACCAUCUCCAACUCAGGACGGUGUUCCUGGUCAGAAUGCCCUCCCCUCUUCUCAGCUAGACCAAGGAGAACUUCUGGCCCAUGAAGGUGGCAUGAAGGAGAGUCCAUCUUGGGUGACCCAACGUGCCCAAGAGAUGUUCCAGAAGACAGGAACGUGGAGCCCUGAACGAGGGCCUCCUGAUGAUUUGCCCAAUAGCCGACCCAGCUCUCAGUCUGUGGAGAUGAGAGAGAUGGGGAAGGACGGCUACUCAGACAGCGACCACUACCUCCCUAUGGAAGGGCAGGGCAGAGCCACCUCCAUGCCCCGGCUCCCAGCUGAAAACCAGACCAUCUCUGAUGCCAGUCCCAUGAAACGCUCAGCUUCCAUGCUGGGCCACAAGGGCAGGCGCUUGGAUGACUACUCUCUAGAAAGAGUCACCCCUGAGGAGAACCAGCGGCAUCACCAGCGACGUCGUGAACGAGGCCACCGGACAUCAGAACGCUCUCUGAGCCGAUACACAGAUGUGGACACAGGCUUAGGAACAGACCUGAGCAUUACCACCCAGUCUGGGGAUUUGCCUUCAAAAGAUCGAGACCAGGAGCGAGGAAGGCCCAAGGACCGAAAACACCAUCAGCACCAUCACCACCACCACCACCACCACCCAUCCUCUGACAAGGAGCGCUAUUCCCAGGAGCGGUCUGAGUAUGGACGGCCCCGAGCCCGAGACCAACGCUGGUCUCGUUCCCCCAGUGAGGGCCGAGAGCAUAUGGCUCAUAGGCAGGGCAGUAGUUCCGUAAGUGGAAGCCCAGUCCCCUCAACAUCUGGUACCAGCACACCGCGGCGUGGACGCCGCCAGCUCCCCCAGACCCCCUCCACCCCCAGGCCACAUGUGUCCUAUUCCCCAGUGAUCCGUAAGGCUGGCAGCGCAGGUCCCCAGCCGCCGCAGCCGCCACAGUCAGUGCGCCCCUGCAGAUCCUCCACUCCUGGACCACGGAGGUACCAGGCCCCCUCUGCUGAGCACCAGGUGGGGGAACGGCCCUCCGGAGGGGGCCACGGCAGUAGCCGCUCACCAGGAAUGGAGCGGCAUGCCACUGCCCCACCAAGAAAUGAGUCCCCGAGGGCUUACCGCCAUGCCGGGUCCCGGUGGCCAGCACCUAGCCCCCAUACCUCAGAGGGGCACUCGGGACCCAGGCAUCACGGCGGCUACUAUCAGAGCUCAGACUACGACGCCGACGGCCCAGGGAGCGAAGAGGCAGCCUUCACUUACGAUACCCCGCCACAUGCCUCCUCUGGUACCGGGCGGUCGCCCAGGACUUCCCGGGCAGGAGGCCCAGCCUCAGUCUCGCCCUCCAGACACGGACGGCGAUUACCAAAUGGCUACUAUCCUACCCACGGACUGGCCAGGCAUCGAGGGCAAGGCCCCCGGAAAGGACUGCACGAACCCUAUAGUGAGACUGACGAUGAUGACUGGUGCUAAGUCCUGAUGUGUGUGCGCCUCACACACACACUCACACUCACACACAGACACACCCCAAACUCCCCUCAUUCACACAUGACCUACUAUACCUGGAAGACAAAAUUACAAUAACUGUCAUGAAAAAUGAGGAAAAAAAUUUUUUUAAUUUCAAACCCUUAUGAAAUUUGCCUAGCAGGGAUAGGCAAGGGGAGGGGCAAGUUGGGAAGGGAAGCUGGAAAAUAACCAGAUGGUGAAAGAAAACUAAGGACUACCGAUUUUCAUAAAAGAGAAGAAAGAAAAAAAACUUUCUUGAGGAGAGCAGUAACAAGGGGUAGAACAAGGAUCUGGAACAUGUCUGUCCUUUCCAGACAGAGUUAGGGUAAACCCUGAGAAAAAGGGCAAAAACUUUGAAGUCUGGGGACCUGCUGAAUCAUGCCACAGCAGGCACUUUUCCUUAGAGCCCUUCAAGAAGACAAACCACAUAGCUAAAGGGGUUUGAAUUUGUUCAGCAACUUUGGAGAACUUUGGGGAAAAGGAAAAAGAGGGAAAAAACAUUUUUAAAAAGCAAAAUGGGAAGAAAAAAGAAAACCUCUAUUGAUGAGUUUUAUCAUCUCAACUAAACUUUUCCUUUCCCUAAUGAAUGAGAAGAAGAGCUAGUGCCCAUUCUCCUGGCAGAAGAGGGACCUGAUGCAAUAUAAAUGCACACAGCACACCCCCCAACCCCGAUGCAGACCUUCCUCUACAUUGAGACAGACCUGCACUCUGACACACACACACACACACACAC